CCAAACCCACUGCACAUCCACUCAACAAAUUUGAUCACAAAUAAAGUUGAAAAAGAAAGACAACUUUUAUUACCAAAGAGCUACUUAGCCUUUAAUUGAACUUAGAAUCCAGCUUGACGCCAUCAUUAACAGAUCGACAUACCUAGAAACACGCCCGUCCCCAUGGGAGCUUUGAUGCUUUAAAUUUCACGAGGACCUCAAAAUAAAAUAGGGAGUUCUUGAGAGAGUACAAGAAGAAAAGAGAGAUCAAAGGCUGUUUUCUUACACAAUUCAUGGCUAUUUUCAAAGUACUGAUGUUCCCAUGGCUAGCUCAUGGACAUGUCUACCCAUAUCUUGCACUAGCCCAAAGGCUCUCCAAAACAAACAAAUUCCACAUAUACUUCUGCUCGACAUCUGUCAAUCUUGAAUCAAUCAGAAAUAGUCUCAACCAACACUCGCCAUCAUCAUGGGAUCAUCUCUCAAUUGAACUGAUUGAACUCCGCCUGCCACCCCACCCUCAACUCCCCCCACACUACCACACCACCAAGAACAUACCCCUUACCCUCAUCCCUACCCUCAUACACGCCUUUCAGCUCUCCGCCCCCAAUUUUUCCGACAUAAUUACUCGUCUCAACCCCGACCUGCUUAUCUACGACAUGUUUCAGCCCUGGUCGGCAAAGCUCGCGUCGUCCCAAGGCAUCCCCGCUGUCCAUUUCAAUGUAGGGGGCUCGACUGCGCUUUCGUUUCUCCACCAUCUGCACACGCACAAGAGUGCUGUUACUUUCCCUGUUCCGGCAAUAUACCUGCAUGAUUACGAGAGACAGAACCAGAUGGCUGAGGAGGAGCUGGUAAAAGUUCAAGAAGACGAUGAGGGGUUGUUUUUUGGUGUCUUCAAACUGUCUUGCGACAUUGUCUUGAUAAAUAGCUGCUGCAUGUGGAUUGAGGGGAUGUACAUUGACUACCUCUCCACAUUGAGCCAGAGGAGAAUUGUGCCUGUUGGUCCACUUGUUCAGGAAAAUGCAGCUGAUGAAACUGAUUCGUGGAUCAUGAAUUGGCUGAGUAAGAAACGCGAAUCUUCAACUCUUUACAUCUCAUUUGGCAGUGAAACCUACUUCUCCAGGGAGCAGAUACAAGAGAUAGCAAAAGGGUUGGAGCUGUGCAAAGUUAACUUCAUAUGGGUGGCUAGAUCACCUGUUGGAAGUGAUCAUAUUAAUGUCGAAGAAGCAUUGCCUGAAGGGUUCAUCGAUCUGGUGAAAGAGAGAGGUAUAUUGGUGCAAAAAUGGGCACCACAAGCUGCAAUCUUGGCAAGUCCAGCAGUGGGCGGAUUCAUGAGCCAUUGCGGUUGGAACGCUAUAAAGGAGAGCAUAUAUUUUGGAGUUCCGGUGGUGGCGCUGCCAUUGAAAUUCGAGCAGCCGCUGAAUUCUAGGCUGGUUGUGGAGGCUGCAUUUGGGGUGGAGGUGGCGAGGGAUGAGAAGGGGAAGUUUGACGGAGAAGCGGUGGGAAGAGCUAUAGAUGAGGUGAUGUUAGGAGAGAGUGGAGAAAGGCUUAGGAGAAGAGUCAGAGAGAUGAGUGAGAAGACCAAAGUGGAGGAAGAAGAAACGUUUUGUGGAGUAGUAGAGGAGUUGACAAAAAUUUGUGUGAAGAAAUCAGCUUCUUCUUGAGUACUCACAAGAAGCAAAAACUCUCUCUCUCUCUCUCUCUCUCAAUAAAAGAUGAAAUCAUUAUCCUUAUGAUGAUUUAAAUGUAAGUCUGUUUUGGUUUUAUUUUCUUUUAUUUCAGAUUUUUGUAAUUUAUAUUAUUAGAAUAAUUUUUUCUGUCCAACAAUAAUUUUUAAGAGUAUUGUUCUCAUUUUAAUUGGGUGUUCCGCAUGUUAGU
Messenger RNA from Sesamum indicum (sesame), 1854 nucleotides. NCBI's taxonomy places the organism in Eukaryota, Viridiplantae, Streptophyta, Magnoliopsida, Lamiales, Pedaliaceae. The record is from RefSeq and is a predicted model, not a curated record.